Molecule: messenger RNA, 1545 nt
Organism: Fusarium subglutinans
Lineage: Eukaryota; Fungi; Ascomycota; Sordariomycetes; Hypocreales; Nectriaceae
Product: glu asp-tRNA amidotransferase subunit A
Exons: 9
Coding region: 1-1545 (514 amino acids)
Source: RefSeq, a predicted model, not a curated record
AUGUUCACAUGGGCAAAUCUCCGCCAAAUGGUGCCCUUUCUUUCGCAGAGUCGCACUCUGUCCGAUCUCCUCACUAUUGACGCCAAAAGCCUCGCCUCUGGAUUGACGAAUGGGCACUUCACAAGUGUUGAUCUGGUAGAGAAGAGCUUUGAGAUGAUUCAGAAGCAUGACAAGUACCUUCAUGCGAUGUUGAGUAUGGUGCCGAAAGAUCAGCUGCGGCAGAGAGCGGAGGCGCUUGAUGAGGAGCGAAAGGAUGGCAAGGUUCGGGGGCGUUUGCAUGGGAUCCCGAUCGUGAUCAAGGACAAUAUCGCGACGGUUCCUGAGCUAGGAAUGGAGACGACCUGCGGUUCUUGGGCAUUGGAUGGCAUGGCCCCGACUUCGAAUGCCGAUCUCGUCGACAAACUCAUCCAAGCUGGCCUCAUCAUCAUCGGUAAAGCGAAUCUGAGUGAAUGGGCAUACUACCGAAGCAACGACCUCCCGAGCGGUUGGUCCGGCAAAGGUGGCCAAUGUCAAUCUGCCUACGUUCGCGGCGGCAUCGAUCCCGAGGACAGCAACAACGGUCACAGCAACCCCUCCGGCUCUUCUACAGGCUCAGCAGUUGCCGUCUCCGCAGGUUACGCCCCCCUCUCCAUCGGCACCGAAACAGACGGAUCCCUCGUAUCACCCGCAUCCCGUGCCGCUCUCUACACGAUCAAGCCGUCAAUCGGGCGAGUUUCUCAGUCUGGAAUCAUCCCUAUCAGUCAUACCAUGGACUCAGCUGGGCCUAUGGCCAAGACACCAUACGACCUUGCCGCUUUGCUGGAUGUUAUCUCGGGGACCGAUGAGUUUGCGACUACGGGGGGAUCUUGGGAUGAGCUGUCGAUUGCGACGAUCGACUUCAAGAAAUGGUGGCCAGGAGAGGACUACCUCAAGCCUGUUGAGAGUGCGACAAAGCAGAUGCACGCCGAGAUCCAAGCUGCGUAUGACAAGAUGGAGGAGCUGGCCAAGAAGUAUGUCGGCGACGUUCCCUUGCCGCCCCCAUCUGAGUGCUUCAUGCUUGAUGGGAAGGACAGUGAGGGUGUCAUCAUGAUGGCCGACUUUAAGCACGACCUCAACAAAUAUCUCGAGUCGGCCGAAAACUCAAAGAUCCAUUCCCUCAAAGAUCUCAUCGAGUUCAACAAAGCCCAUCCCGAUCUCGAAAUGCCUCCUGGUUACGAUGACCAGGGACUCUUGAUCGACGCCGAAGAAUCGGAUAUCUCGCUUGAAGACUACGAGAAGAACCUAGCUCACCUCCGAAAGGUUGCGCGCGACGAUGGACUGGACCGCAUCUUCAAGGAAUACGGUGUUGACGUGAUUGUCGGAUCAAGCGACACUGCUAUCAAGGCGUAUGCCAGUGGAAGCGGAUACCCCGUCGGAAAUGUUCCCCUCGGAUACCUAGACUUCAACGGUCGCCCUUUCGGCCUCGCUGUCCUCGCGGCCAAGAACCAGGAAGCCAAGAUUCUCAAGUUCAUGAACGCAUGGGAGGCUACUUUCGGCCCGAGAAAAGCUCCGCCGCUGCUUCAGUGA